GGGCAAAGGAGGGGCUGUCGCCAGCCAAGGGGCACUGUCUUCUCUCAGCUGACCCAUCUAUUUCUCCAUGGCGUCUCGUCAACAAACCCGAAUCCAGGCUUACCUGGAGAAAAACAAGAUCGGUCCUCUGUUUGAGGAAUUAAUGACCAAGCUAAUAACUGAGACACCAGACCAGCCAAUCCCAUUUCUCAUUGACCAUCUUCAGUCCAAGCAAGGAAACCGAGGACAGCUGCAAAGAACUUUGUCUGGGUCAGCAGCCCUCUGGGCAGAAAGUGAACCAUCAGAACCCAAAGGAACAAGAAGGGACUUUAGAAGCUAUGAUAAACCUUGGCAGUUGAAUGCAAAGAAGCCUAAAAAAUCAAAAAGCGACCUUGCUGUGUCUAAUAUUUCUCCUCCAUCACCAGACUCCAAAUCAUUUCCAAGGUCAGUAGAACAUCCUCAGUGGAACUGGCGGACUAAACCACAAAGCCGUGAUUUUGAUGAAUUGAACCACAUCCUUCAAGAGAGCAAGAAGCUGGGGAAAGCCCUUGAGAAUCUCUCUCGAAGUAUUGCAAUUUCAGAUGAACUUGAUAAGGAAACAGUGGCUUUCAAUUCUUCUCUUCUGAGACCCCGCGUGAUUGGGGAGUGGAUUGGCAGAGCAGAAAAUGACGCUGAUCCCCUCGCGGCUGAGAUGCUGCAGCCCCCGGUUCCACGGAGUAAGAACGACCCAUGGGAAAAUGAAGAGAGCAGCCCUAGCCCCGCAGGAAGCUUAAAGAUGGAGCCCAAGACGAAAGGGUUAAAACAGCAGCAGCAGCAGCAUAAGAAACUUCUGGCUGCAAUGCUUUCCCAGGAUUCCUUCGAGUCUGUGCAUAGCCCCACCCCAUCUGUCAUAGAAGACGACAUUGACAAUGAAGAUGAUGCAAUGGAGUUGCUGGAAGAUCUUGAUGAUUUAAGAAUGGAGGGCGUUACUACCCUGGUUCUUUCCGGGAGCAAAUUUAACCAAGGUCGUCCUACGCACCCCGCUGAGCCACAGGCCAAAGUCACUCUGAACAUCUGUUCAAGGUGUGCAAGGCUUCAAGGGGAAAAUCUGAUGGAAAGGACAGAUGACACUCUACUACUUCAUUCUCCAGAGGAGAUGGUGCCAGAUUCACUGGAUUCUUUACCUGGGACUGAAGAAACUCUCAUGGAGGAAGGUGAAGAUUUUGAGAGAACAUCAAAAUUAACAGAACUUGGAGAAGACUCCAGUGGAGGACACUCUUUGAAAUCCUACAUGGAAGAAGAUGAGUCUUUAAAGCAAUUGCAGGUUGUGCAUCAGCCAUGGCUCUUGCCAAGUGACACAGAAAGUGAAGGCAUUGAAGCAGAGCAGGACAAACGUCUGUCUCUGAAACAAGCAAAGGAUGUUUCAAGUGGUCCUUAAGGGGACUGAAGCUGAGUAAAUCCUUACAUAUAGUCCCAAUUUGAUGUAUAUAUGACAUCUCUAAAGAAAUGUUAUUUUUCUAAUAAAAACAUAUAUAUAAGCACCUUUGUAAUGAGGGUAUGUAUCUGUCUAUAGUCAGAGAAUAGUAAUUCAGGCAAAAUGGUCUAGUGGUCAUGGAAUCUGAUACCUUUUUGAUUUGAUCAAUGUCUUGUGUUUAUGCUACCUUAUAUGUAGCUUUAAAAUUAAUGUUUGAUAUAUUGAAUAUUGCCUGAAACAAAUGCUUAAAAUUUUAUGAAGAUUAACUUAGCUAGGGUUUUCUACCUCUAUUUUUAUAAUAACAUCUUAUCUUUUGGGUUAAUAAACAUUAAACUUUCCCAAAUGUGCCAAGGUACAGCUUGAGUCCUAGUCAACCAUUAAUUGUGUGACAUUAGCCCCCAAGAUGUAAACUCUACACCAGAAAAAAGUGUUUUUCUCACCACUGCCCCGACAGGGUUAUAUUCCCAUUCCUAUUAAAACAAGACUGUUACUUUAGCAGAACAGAACAAUGAAAAAUGAAAUGCAUGCCCUCAGAGCACUUGCAAGCAAAAUCAUGAAUCAUUUAUGUAAUUAUUGAGUCACCGUAAGAUUAUUCAGUUUAAAUCUCUUGUCUGCUUACUUUUGGAAUGUGCUAUGUGGUAUUCUUAAUAGACAAAUCUCAGUCAAUCUAUUGACUAUGUCUGCUAUCAUUUAUCUUAUUUGUCUUAAUGCAAAUUUUUAGUGGACUUUAAUGGACUAAGGCUAAAUUAUAAAACUCUGUAUAGCUAUAAAAGAAACAAUUGUUAAGGACUAGAAAAUA
This is a messenger RNA of Alexandromys fortis (reed vole), 2231 nucleotides long. RefSeq names its product chromosome unknown C8orf34 homolog (gene CUNH8orf34). The record is from RefSeq and is a predicted model, not a curated record. The transcript is spliced from 13 exons. Bases 68 to 1396 code for a protein of 442 amino acids. Lineage: Eukaryota; Metazoa; Chordata; Mammalia; Rodentia; Cricetidae.